Etheostoma spectabile (orangethroat darter) is the source of this 544-nucleotide messenger RNA. RefSeq names its product thymosin beta 4 X-linked (gene tmsb4x). The coding region runs from base 118 to 249 and encodes 43 amino acids. NCBI's taxonomy places the organism in Eukaryota, Metazoa, Chordata, Actinopteri, Perciformes, Percidae. Gene Ontology annotation, biological process: actin filament organization; regulation of cell migration. The transcript is spliced from 3 exons. Gene Ontology annotation, molecular function: actin monomer binding. The record is from RefSeq and is a predicted model, not a curated record. Gene Ontology annotation, cellular component: cytoplasm.
UACUGCGCAGUAUUUAAACUGUGAUUGACGGUCCACUCGUUACUCUGCUCUUGCGCCAACGGGACGUGCAUCUUGUAGCUGAAUUUAUCGGAGCUGAAAAUCAAACAAUCUGCAGACAUGUCUGACAAGCCUGACGUCUCGGCGGUCGAAAGCUUCGAUAAGAGCAAGCUGAAGAAGGCGGAGACUGCGGAGAAAAACACACUGCCGACCAAAGAAACCAUUGAACAAGAGAAGGCAUCGGGACAAUGAAGACUACUCCUGUGCACUGUACAUUCCACAAGCUUUUGCCUUUUUGUGUUAAAAUAUGUAUUCAAGCUGUGGUACAUACUAAUUGACAAAACUAUGGAUGUAAAACCUCUGUAUAGUAAGGAAGUGUGGCUGAUGCACUGGAUGCAUCCCUGGUGUUGUGUCUGAAGAGCAGAUGUGUCAGUGGGGGUGCUACACUUGGAUUUGUAACUCUUCUCUGGCCAGUUGUGAAUUCUGUUUUGUAACAAAAUCUGGAAUGCACAGUUUUGUUAAAUAUGCAAAAAUAAAAAUGUAAACU